UGCGGGGCGGGGCGCGGGCGCCCGGGGGCGGAGGAGCCGGGAGGCGGGAGGCGGGAGGCGCCGGGGCCGUUUAAGCGGUCUCCCUCCCGCCCCCAGCCGCCCGGUCUGGCUCCGGCCCUGUCGCGACCCCCGUGCUGGCCCACUCGAGUCGUGCCCCGCCGAGCGGUCCGCGGGGCACGCGGGCGGCCUCCCGAGCAGCCCCAGCCCAUGAGGGCCGCGCGCCCGGCCGCUGGCGCUGACGAGACGGAGCUCCCGGCCCCCGAGGAGGAGCGGAGGAUCAAUGCGGUUCAAGAAUCGAUUCCAGCGGUUCAUGAACCACCGGGCUCCAGCCAAUGGCCGCUACAAACCAACUUGUUAUGAACAUGCUGCUAAUUGUUACACACAUGCAUUCCUCAUUGUUCCGGCCAUUGUGGGCAGCGCCCUCCUCCAUCGGCUAUCUGACGACUGCUGGGAGAAGAUAACAGCAUGGAUCUACGGCAUGGGCCUCUGUGCCCUCUUCAUCGUCUCCACAGUAUUUCACAUUAUAUCCUGGAAAAAGAGUCACCUCAGAACAGUGGAGCAUUGUUUUCACAUGUGUGACAGAAUGGUCAUCUAUUUCUUCAUUGCUGCUUCUUAUGCUCCAUGGUUAAAUCUCCGUGAACUUGGACCCUUGGCAUCUCAUAUGCGUUGGUUUAUCUGGCUCAUGGCAGCUGGAGGAACCAUUUAUGUAUUUCUCUACCAUGAAAAGUAUAAGGUGGUUGAGCUCUUUUUCUAUCUCACAAUGGGGUUUUCGCCAGCCCUGGUGGUGACAUCAAUGAAUAACACCGAUGGACUUUACGAACUUGCCUUUGGGGGCUUAAUUUAUUGCGUGGGAGUUGUGUUCUUCAAGAGUGAUGGCAUCAUUCCAUUUGCCCAUGCCAUCUGGCACCUGUUUGUGGCCACGGCAGCUGCGGUGCAUUACUAUGCCAUUUGGAAAUAUCUUUACCGAAGUCCUGCAGAUUUUAUGCGACAUUUAUGACCAAUUUGUACUAGGUCUCCAAACCAGUAUUAUUUUAAUUAUGGCACUUGGGAGUCGGGUAAGACCUGAACAUUGCACAGAGGGAAAAAAAAAAAAGAAGAUACUGCACUGACUUUAUCUUUAUAUCUUUUGACUAUAUUUACUGUGAAAGUCUAAAAGCUGUGUUCUGGAAUUCUUCCCCUCACAGCAGAUAAAUAAGGUAGUGAAUUAAUUCUUCAUUCCAUUCCACUAUCAUGAAGGACUCUGCAUAGACUUGGCCAACUGAUGUUUACAAACCCGGAUUUUGUAUUUUCAUUUUACAGAUUUUACUACAUGAUUUUUCUAAAUUACUAGGGCAGGUUGUAAAAGUCAGUGCAAUUACCAAGCUUCCUUUUUAAGAGAAAUUGUUUCUAUCACUUUUCCCAUCAGCUAUGUAAAGAAUCAUGAACAGAACUUACACUACCUUUACCAUGUUUCAUCUUGGCAUAACAUGGUUAUUUUUUAAAUAGAAACUUUAGUUUUUGUAAAUUUUUAAGAAAUAUUUCAUUGAAGUGCAUCUCUGCAGUUCCUCAUUCAUGUGAAUUUUUGCAGAAAAUUUUCAACAUUCCACAAACAAACAUUAUACCUCUUCUGGUCGUUUUAUUAAGCAUGGAGAGAAAUUGCCAAUUUUUAAAAA
Molecule: messenger RNA, 1652 nt
Organism: Sorex fumeus (smoky shrew)
Lineage: Eukaryota; Metazoa; Chordata; Mammalia; Eulipotyphla; Soricidae
Gene: MMD
Product: monocyte to macrophage differentiation associated
Exons: 7
Coding region: 281-997 (238 amino acids)
Cellular component (GO): membrane
Molecular function (GO): pore-forming activity
Source: RefSeq, a predicted model, not a curated record